Molecule: messenger RNA, 975 nt
Organism: Lachancea thermotolerans CBS 6340
Lineage: Eukaryota; Fungi; Ascomycota; Saccharomycetes; Saccharomycetales; Saccharomycetaceae
Gene: PHO23
Product: Pho23p
Exons: 1
Coding region: 1-975 (324 amino acids)
Biological process (GO): regulation of DNA-templated transcription
Cellular component (GO): Rpd3L-Expanded complex; Rpd3L complex; nucleus
Source: RefSeq, a predicted model, not a curated record
AUGGCUGCGCCUGCCAAUCUGUACCCUGGACUGAACGACAUCUCAGAUGUACUGGAAGAAAUGCCACUCGAGGUCACUCGGUAUCUUACACUUCUGCGGGAGAUUGACGCCAAGUGUGUGCACACGGUCCCCGAGCUCAACAGCACGAUCGGGGAGUUCCUGGGCGCACGCGGUAGCAAAAACGACGGUGUAGAGCCGCUUGCCAGGAUGAACGGUCUGUUUCAAGAUCUGAUGCCGUCGCUGGAGGAGAAGAUGCACGUGUCGGCGCUCGCAUACGAAGCGCUGAACCGGCUCACCGCCCGCCUGGAGCUGGCGUACGAGGUGGCUAUCAAAAACAACGAGAUCCCGCCCAAGCUCAGACUUGGCAACGACAACCAUCCGGCCAUGCACCUGCACCACGAGCUCAUGGCCAAGAUUGACUCCAAGUCCGGCAGCAAGUCGUCGCAGGCGCUGAAGAGCGAGUCGCGACGCGAGGCCAUGGCCGCACGCAGAACCGCUGGUGCGCCUCCUAGUGUCCCCGCGGGCCAUGCGACUGGCAACGGUGGCGGCGCUGGUGGAGCCGGCGCUGGUGGAGCCGGCGCUGGAGGUUUCGCUGCAGGCGCUGCGGCGUCUGGCUCAGCGGCCGCGGCCACGGCCGCUGGCGCCGCCCAGACUACCGAUGGGCGUAAGCGCCGGACUAUGGCAGGACCUACGGGCACCGCUUCGGGCGCGAUGGGUGCGACUGCAGGCAGCGCCAGCGCAGAUUCAAAGAAGCGGAAGCGCAAGACCGCAUCGCGGGAAGACUACAGCCAGCGCCCAAAAACAAACGAGUAUGGUGAGGCGCUCUACUGCUACUGCAACCAGGUGGCUUAUGGAGAGAUGGUCGGCUGCGACGGCGACAACUGCAUCUUGGAAUGGUUUCAUUUGCCCUGCAUCGGCCUGGAGACGCUACCCAAAGGAAAGUGGUACUGCGACGACUGUAAGCGCGCUUUGUGA